ACUUUUUUGAUCUCGAGUGAAGCAGCACCGUAUCACACCAUGCAGGAACUGGAUAGAGAGCUGGCGAGACUAUGGCGUGUAUCGAGAACUGUCCAUGAGAUGAUGAGAGAUAGGGGGUACCAGGUGGCCGAUUAUGAGAUCAAUACAUCAUUUGACGAUUUUAAACAGGCUCACGGGAGCAGCGGACAGGUCGACCGGACCAAUAUGUCUUUUACUGCAGAUCACGAGGAAGAGUCUGGAAACAGGAUAUACGUCUACUUUUGCAGCGAUAGGAAUGUGUCAAAGGCGAAUGUGAAGACGUUUCUUGGCUCGAUGGAUCGGAUGAACGCUCAGAAAGGGCUUCUGAUUUAUGCCGAAAAGCUAUCACCGAUAGCAGCGAGGGCAAUGCAAGAGAUGUCGUCAGAGUAUCACUUGGAGCACUUCAAAGAGACCGAUCUCCUCGUCAACAUCACUCAUCAUUUCCUUGUACCAAAACACACCAUCAUGAAGACGGAGGACAAGCAGGCCUUGAUAAAGAAAUACCGACUCAAAGAGACGCAAUUACCUCGUAUAAUGAUCACGGAUCCCGUUGCUCGGUACUAUGGGUUAAGAAGAGGGCAGGUCAUGAAAAUUGAGCGGGCCAGUGAGACCGCUGGACGUUAUGUGACGUAUCGUAUCUGCAUGUGAUGUAUAUAUAUUCUGUAUGCCUAGACAGCCUCUUCAGGUUUUGCCUCCAGCUCAGACUCUGAGGGCGUCUCGGCCACCUCUGCUACCGCGUUCGGUCUUCUCCUUACAGCCUUGUCAUCCCGUACCUGAGCCAUCCAAGCGCCCUGCGGUGUCAGCACGGCAGGACGGGAAAACUCACAUCCUUUGGUCGCUUCUUUUUCGC
Kockovaella imperatae is the source of this 868-nucleotide messenger RNA. RefSeq names its product DNA-directed RNA polymerases ii 24 kda polypeptide. The record is from RefSeq and is a predicted model, not a curated record. Gene Ontology annotation, cellular component: RNA polymerase III complex; RNA polymerase II, core complex; RNA polymerase I complex. The coding region runs from base 40 to 666 and encodes 208 amino acids. Gene Ontology annotation, molecular function: DNA-directed RNA polymerase activity; DNA binding. NCBI's taxonomy places the organism in Eukaryota, Fungi, Basidiomycota, Tremellomycetes, Tremellales, Cuniculitremaceae. The transcript has 7 exons. Gene Ontology annotation, biological process: DNA-templated transcription.